AUGUUGACCCGAGGAUCCCGAUUCGCAACAGGCUGUGCCAGGCAGCAGCUCUGGGGCCAAACAAGGGCAUCUCUUCGCAAUCAACGUUCUCGAUACGCUACCUCAACUCAGUCCGCCCCGAAUGGCACCAACGCUGCCUUGGUUGGAGGCGUCGCUGGUGGAGCGGUGACCUUUCUCGCAGGCUACACCUGGUACCACUUUUCCGGAGCCAAGAAGCUUGUUCAGACCGCGAAUCAAACACAAAAAUACUACGACGAAGCAAAGAAGACGGUGGCUCAGAAGACUCCUGAUCCGGACGAGGCCUUUGGUUGGCUGAGAGAUACAGCGAAAAAUUACGCAUCGUGGAUCCCCGGGGCCAAGCCCUAUGUCGACCAGGCGUUUGACGACCUCGAGGAGAUCAAGCGCAAGCAUGGAAAGGAAUUCAAUGAGAUUGUCAGUGAUGCGUACAAAGACUUGCGCGAAGCUACAAAGAAAGGCGGUCUUGAUGUGAACACCGCUGUUAAGAUACGGGACAUUUUACAGAAGCACUUCAAGCGUCUGUAUGAACUGGCUGGCGAGUCUGCAGGUGACAUCCUUGACAACCAUCCCGAGCUCAAGGAGAAGGUCGGCGGCAGCUUGGACCAGCUCAAGGAGAUGGGCAAUGCCUAUGGUCCGCAGGCGAAAGAAGAGGUAGACAGAACAUGGCAGCAAGUGAAGGAUAUUAUCUCAAGCGGCGUUAAUCCCGAGACCGUCCAGAAGAUUCAAAGUCUGGCCCAGGAAAAGAGGGAGAAGCUCCAGAAGUUCGGCGAUGAGGCGUGGCAGCGAGGUAUGGAAGAGGUUAAGCCAUACCUUGAUCGAAACCCCAAAGUCAAAGAACUUGUUGAGAAAAACAGUGAUGCAUUGAGAAAGGGCAACUUUGGGGAACUCUGGGGUCUAAUCAAGGAAAGCUCGUCUUCAGGCAACCUAGGAAACCUGGAGGGAUACAUCAAUAAAACCGUUGAUCAAGCCAAGAAGAGUGGUUUCAACCUUGACAGUCUGGCAGAUAAGUUGCCAGGAGGCUCAAACAUUCUCUCCCAGCUGCAGUCACUCCAGAAUAUCGCGCAGAAGAAGGGUCCAGAGGCGGAGAAGAUUCUCCAGGAUACCCUCAAUGACAUCCAGGGUGUCUUAUCGGAGAGAACCAAGCAGGCCGAGAACCUUGCUGAAGAGGCUAAGAAAGAGAGCAAAUGA
Molecule: messenger RNA, 1206 nt
Organism: Aspergillus viridinutans
Lineage: Eukaryota; Fungi; Ascomycota; Eurotiomycetes; Eurotiales; Aspergillaceae
Exons: 1
Coding region: 1-1206 (401 amino acids)
Source: RefSeq, a predicted model, not a curated record